UGCCAUCCCCCCACACCCAUUUAUGUUCACUCCACACUCCUCCUCCCAUUUUCUCUAAUCAUACCCCCCAUUUCACUUGUAUGUAUUUUCUUUUUUCUUUUUUAUAUGUUCUCUUUAGAAACCUUUUACCGCUCUCACCUUUUUUUUUUUAUUAAUUUCAUGAUAUUCUUUUCUUUUACGUAUACCACCUUAUAUAAUCCUUUUUUCUUUCUCUUUUACAAACCAAACAUUUUUCUUUCUCUCUUAUUAAUACUACACAACCAUUACUAUACAUAUAUAUAAAAAUCAUUAUUUAAAAACCACCAUGUUUAAAAAA
Mucor mucedo is the source of this 316-nucleotide messenger RNA. RefSeq lists its product as uncharacterized. The transcript has a single exon. Bases 106 to 282 code for a protein of 58 amino acids. Lineage: Eukaryota; Fungi; Mucoromycota; Mucoromycetes; Mucorales; Mucoraceae. The record is from RefSeq and is a predicted model, not a curated record.